UUAUUUACUUUCACGAUCGAAAGCACGUUGGGAAAGCAAAGUGAAUAUACUACAAACUUUUUCAUGGAAAUAUAGCAAACGUUUUUUAUAAUCGUAUUUUUUUGGGACAGUUUUAAACGAAAUAAAUAUAUAUUUAAAGACGUUUUAAGUGAAAUUUAAGUAUGACACCGGAAACACCUUCAAGCUCCGGAAGUGAUACUUCUCGACCUCCUGUAAAGUCUGCAGAGGAACGUUUGAUGGUUGCUGUCAGAAUAAGGCCCCUUAAGAACGACGAAUCUCAAAGAGUCCUAUAUGCCAGGGACAAAAAGACUGUUAUUGUAGAAGAUGGAGACAAAAACGACCCAUGCAGACAGAAAAAGCUUUACGACAAACAAUAUACUUAUGAUGUUGUGUUUGGCGAGAAUUCGUCGCAAGAGGAAGUGUAUGAUAUUACCACUAGUAAUUUAGUUAAGGAUGUUUUGAAUGGUUAUAACGGUACUGUUUUUGCAUAUGGGGCCACUGGUGCCGGAAAGACUCAUACAAUGGUAGGAGACUCAAAUCAUCCGGGGAUUAUGGUUAGAGCUUUAAAUGAUAUAUUCGAAGCGGUUAGAGAUAAAGAAGAAGAAUAUUCGGUAACAAUGUCAUACUUGGAAUUAUACAACGAAAACAUUAGGGAUUUAUUAAACCCAUCGUUGGGUUAUUUGGAAUUACGAGAAGAUUCCCGGGGAAGAAACAUUCAAGUUGCUGGAUUAAGUGAAAUAUCUACAACAUCAACAGAUGAAGUUAUGCAGUUAUUACAAAAAGGGAACAAAGCUAGAACGGUAGAACCAACAGCACUAAACCAAACGUCUUCAAGAAGUCAUGCUUUACUUAGCGUAACAGUGAGACAUACUGUACCUUUAAACAAGACAGACCAUUUAAGAAUGCGAAUAAAGCAAGGCCGACUUUUCAUGAUUGAUUUGGCAGGAUCAGAGAGAGCAAAUAAAACGAAAAAUAGAGGAAAGAGAUUGCAAGAGGGCGCUCAUAUAAACAGAUCACUUCUAGCAUUAGGAAACUGUAUCAACGCUUUAGCAGGAGGAGCUCGUUACGUGAACUACAGAGACUCAAAACUCACUCGAUUACUCAAAGACGCCUUAAGUGGCAAUUGCAAAACGGUCAUGAUUGCCCACGUCAGUCCAUCGAGCAAUCAAAAGGAUGAGUCGAGGAAUACCUUAAUAUAUGCUGACAGAGCAAAUAAUAUAUCUACUAAAGUGGAACGAAACGUUCUUGAUGUGUCCUAUCAAGUUACACAAUACCAAACGGUGGUGAAUGAACUAAGAGCCGAAAUUUCAAGAUUACAAAAUAAAAUGAAAGAAGAGAGACCUCGCUCGGCGGAUAUCAAACGUAUGAAUGCCGAAGAACGAAGUCAGGAAGUUAGAAAUUUAAGGGAACAAAUCGUCGACACAUUUAAAACGCAAAUGAAACUGAGGCGGAAAUUGAUGGAAAUAGAUGCUCACCUAUUAGGUCUAGGUAUGGAAGCAGAAAGACAACACCUAAUAAUAUCUCAUUGGGAGUCAAGAAACAAUAAAUUGUACAAAAAUAAUGUCAAUGCUAGUCGAGCUCAAACUCAACAAACUAUUAGGCAAGUAAAAAUAAAAUUAUAUGUUAUAGCCGAUGGAUUUAGAUCAGCAGGAAACGAAGAAGAUGCAAGUUUUGAUGUAGAUAGUGAUGAUCCAGAAGGAGAAUCCGCAGUACAACAAGCUUGGGGUGAAUUAGCAGAUAUUGAAAGAGAGCAAGAGCGAUGGACAGAAUUAAGAGGUCAUAUCGAGUUAAAAUUAGAAGCUUGCAGACAGCGUGGAGUAACAUUAGAAGAUAAAUUACCAUCUCUUUUAUCAUCAGAUGAUGAAAGAGAAAUUUUGGCUUUGAUAUGUAGAGUGCACGAAUUAGAGGCGGACAAGAUGGCGUUACAAUCAGAACGGUUAGUGAGGCAACACGAAUUAAAAAGAAGAGAUUUGUUAAUUUUAAGAUACGAUAGACAAAGACAGUUAUGUGAAGAAAUCAUUACAAGACAGAGACAACUAAUAGAAGAGCUUAAAGUUAAACUUCCAUCUGAUUUACAAGAACUUUAUCAAAUGUACCAACAAGAGAUCCAUGCUGCCACUUAUACAGAUUUUAAUCCUCCAUCAACGGCCAGUACGAACCAAGACAAACUUCCUCCAAUAAGUAAAAUAUAUAGCGACCCAUUAUUUCGUCGAUCGAUGACGUCAGAUGCUAGUAAUUCCCCUCCUUCGUCAUCUGAAAGUGGAGGGGAAGAUACUGGUCCUAAGGAGUCGAAUGUUGACAGGGUGAUGGGUCACAUAGUUACCAGGCCUGGAGCAGGGAUGAGACUACCCCCACUUCCUCCUAGUCCUCCACAUAGAUUAUCAAGGUCGAGAGAUUCAGGCCACACAAUGAGAAGAGCAAUAAGUGAAGAUAGAAUAGCAGAAACUGCCGGUCCAUGAUUAAAUGACACACGAUAAACACUUAAAGCAAUACUUACU
This is a messenger RNA of Sitophilus oryzae (rice weevil), 2498 nucleotides long. RefSeq names its product kinesin-like protein KIF19. Gene Ontology annotation, molecular function: ATP binding; microtubule motor activity; microtubule binding. Lineage: Eukaryota; Metazoa; Arthropoda; Insecta; Coleoptera; Curculionidae. The transcript is spliced from 16 exons. Gene Ontology annotation, biological process: microtubule-based movement. The record is from RefSeq and is a predicted model, not a curated record. The coding region runs from base 162 to 2459 and encodes 765 amino acids.